Messenger RNA from Lodderomyces parapsilosis, 1539 nucleotides. RefSeq lists its product as uncharacterized. Gene Ontology annotation, biological process: mRNA cis splicing, via spliceosome. Gene Ontology annotation, cellular component: U1 snRNP; U2-type prespliceosome. The transcript has a single exon. Lineage: Eukaryota; Fungi; Ascomycota; Pichiomycetes; Serinales; Debaryomycetaceae. Gene Ontology annotation, molecular function: protein binding; RNA binding. Bases 1 to 1539 code for a protein of 512 amino acids. The record is from RefSeq and is a predicted model, not a curated record.
AUGCCUAUAUGGGAGCAAUUAAAGACUGAAGAUGGGCAAACUUACUAUUACAAUAAAGAGACAGAAGAGACUAGCUGGACAUUGCCAGAGGGGGAGGAAGCUGUUGUUUCAACUUCCGGUUGGCAAGAAUAUACAACGGAUGAUGGGAGAACGUACUACUACAAUGAAUCAACAGGAGAAACUACUUGGGAUAAGCCAGCAGAACCAGAAGAAGGCAGUCCGCUGAACAAGCAAGAACAAGAUGAAGAAGAGGAGGAAGAAAAAGGAAAAGAAGAAGAAGAAGAAGAAGAAGAAGCGAUAGACCGAGCCCUCAAACAAGAACCAGUGGAAGUACCUACCAGUAUGACGCUCCCUACUAAUCUCUCAGAAGAAGAAGAAGAUGAGAUGUUUGUUCAGUUGUUGAAAGAUAAUGAUGUCGAUUCAACGUGGUCUUUCCAAACUGUUAUGAGGAAAUUAGUCGGUAAGCCUGAGUAUUGGGCUGUCCACAGUCCCUUGAAGAGAAAGUUAUUAUAUGAGGAGUAUCUCGUUAAACGAUUUGAAGACGAAAUUAAGAACAAGACCAAUGUCAUCGAGCAUUUCAAAAUCAACUUCAUCAACGAGUUGGAAUCAUUGAGGAAAGACGGUAAGCUAGAUUACAAGACUCGAUGGGUAAGCUUACGUGAGAAAUUGAUGAAGGAAGAGAACCCAAUUUUCAAGCAUUCAAUGUUGCCAGACAUUGAUUUGGCCAAGAUGUUUUACAAGUAUCUAACCGAGAUAAAGCAAAAGCAUGAUACUGAAUCCCAGAGACAAAAGAAGCAAGCAUCUGACGAAUUAUACCAUUAUCUUCACCUGAUCAAUAGUGCUUUAGUCCAGAAAGCAGCAGAUUUUCAAGAACUUUACUCAAAUUUGGUAGAGGACCCUCGUUUCAAGCAGAAUAAACAUUUUAAGCAUUUGAAUGAAUUAGACAUACUACAGCUAUACGAGUCAAAAUUGAAUCCAGAAAUAAUUGACAAUCUCAAAAAGCAAAUUAGUAGCCAAGAAAAGAUCAAUUAUCGAAAUGAUCGCAGAGCACGUCAAAAUUAUCGUUCACUUUUAAAUACACUUAACUUAGACGCGAAGACAAGAUUUCACGAUGUUUUUCAUCUUAUUGAAAAUGAGGAUGCUUUUAUUGAGUUAUGUGGUAGGAAUGGGUCUACGCCGUUGGAAUUAUUUUGGGACGUUAUUGAUGAGAAAAAGCAGGUGUUGAAAUUGCGGAAGGAUAUGAUUGAGGCAGUUGUCAAUGACUUGACUAAAAAAGGCGAACUUGGUCAAAGCGUGUGGGCAUCAAAAGAGGCGUUCAUGGAGAAGCUCAAACAAGUAAAAGAUGACAGGCUUUCGCAGUUUGAUUUGAAUCGAGAUGAUUCCAACAAUGAAAUUUUUGAAAUAUACCAGACGCUUAGAGAUGAAAAUGAAAUGAAGGAGAGACUUGUUAAAAAGAGAGGUAUUUCAGAGGUCGAUGCUGGUUCUCUUGCCGUUGCAGCAAAGAAGGUGAAGAAACCAGCAAAAAAGAUGAACUAUUAA